Messenger RNA from Lactuca saligna, 510 nucleotides. Lineage: Eukaryota; Viridiplantae; Streptophyta; Magnoliopsida; Asterales; Asteraceae. The record is from the annotation of a GenBank genome assembly.
AUGGAGGACGACCAUAAGACGAUAUCGCCAUCUUUCCGUGACAGAAGAAGGAAACAAACGCUGAAAAUCUCUUGUUUCAACCGUCAUUCAGAUUCUCACUUUCAUUCGCCCACGCCAUCGCCAUCUCCAACCCUCAAAAAGUCACCGUCAACUUGGUUGAGAUCAAAGCUCAGGUUAAACGACCUGGCGGCGCUGGUGGAUUACAAUCCAGGCGACGGUGGCAAGCACUGCCGUACCCGGAGUAGCGGUGGAACCAUCAUCAACAGCCACCGGCGACAUUCUAAAAAGGAAUUUAACUAUGAUCCCUUAAGCUACUCCCUCAAUUUUGAGGACGAGAGAUUCCACAAUCCAAAUUUUCUGUCGAGAUUGCCAUUGUCGCCGCCCGCCACCAACAAUCUUGAAGUUCCGCCACCAAGAAUAGAGGCGGUUGAGAGGGCAAGAACUGAUCGAGACGCACAAGUUCAAAGAAGUUCGUCGGUUUCUUCAAUGAGCAUUCCGGUGAACAGUUGA